AUGCAAGUUUUAAUUAAGAGAUAUCCAAUUACUAAAUAUCAUAUGAGAUUUAACAAUAUUAUAAUAAGAGCUUAAUCUGAAGAGACAAAGAAGUAAAAAGAGGAUAAAUAAUUGAAGUAUGAAAGAUGA
Messenger RNA from Paramecium primaurelia, 129 nucleotides. The record is from the annotation of a GenBank genome assembly. NCBI's taxonomy places the organism in Eukaryota, Ciliophora, Oligohymenophorea, Peniculida, Parameciidae.